AUGCAAGAAUUCCGAUAUUGGGAUUCAGUUGAAACUCGCUUUAACUGUGAAUGGACAGCUUCAUACACGGACAGAAUUGACAUAGCGUCGUCCUUGGCCGGUCUAUCUCUGACUAGCACAAGCGACAGCAGAUGCCUCCACCCUCUCGGAGAGAAAGUGACGAAGAAGCCCCAAGUCGAACAGUACUUGAAAGAGCGACUUGACCACGUUAAGCAGGUGGAAAAAGAGGAACCUCACCGUCUCAUUGCCUUUACCCUAUGGGAGAAGGUUGACAAGAAGAAGACACUGGUAGCGGCCAGAUUCUUGAAGGCAGUGCCAGACGAUACAUUUCCGAAUGGUCUUGGGGAAGAUAAGAAGGACACCAUUGAGGAAAUCUUCCAAGACAAAAAUUUGUGA
Seminavis robusta is the source of this 396-nucleotide messenger RNA. NCBI's taxonomy places the organism in Eukaryota, Bacillariophyta, Bacillariophyceae, Naviculales, Naviculaceae. The record is from the annotation of a GenBank genome assembly.